AAUUGAAGACACAAUUGAAGACACAAUUGAAGACACAAUUGAAGACACAAUUGAAGACACAAUUGAAGACACAAUUGAAGACACAAUUGAAGACACAAUUGAAGACACAAUUGAAGACACAAUUGAAGACACAAUUGAAGACACAAUUGAAGACACAAUUGAAGACUAAUGAUGACAGAGAAGCGAUACUUUGACAACAAUUUUCAAGAUUAUAGUCCGUUAAACGAUAUUUUGGAUCAAACUAGUGGUCAACUCAAUGAUGACACCAAAGAUUACUUCUUGCGAAGUGUCACUCGACUUACCAAACAUUUGGAGUCAAACUUUGAUGAUAUUCUCGAUGAAAAUAAUUACAGUGUUUAUACUGGAAGUACUGGUUAUGGCUUACUGUUUGUUCAAUUGUUUCGUGUCCUCAAUGACCGCAAGUUUCUAAACAAAUCGUUGGUAAUUCUUGAACCGACGGGUGAAUUGAAUGCCAAAAAAGUAACCUUUAUUUGCGGUGAUUCUUCACUAUUUGCUAUCAAAGCAUUGGUUUAUCACCUGAGAGAUCGUCCAAAUGAUUGUAAUAUGAUUUUGAGACAAAUGAAACCAAUGGUUAAGUUUGCAAACGAUUUGUCUAAUGAUAUUCCCGAUGAAGUACUUUACGGAAGAUCUGGUCUUCUUUAUUCAUUACUUUUUGUCCGCAAAUAUAUUGAACACUCGGAUCAAUAUAUUACUGACGAUGACAUCAGAUCUGUUGUCAAUACUAUCAUUCAAUCGGGUUUGAAGACAGCAAUUAAGGAUAAAGUUAACGAUAAGUGUCCGCUUAUGUAUUACUGGCACGAAAAGGUAUAUAUUGGUGCCGCACACGGAUUAGUUGGUAUUAUCUAUAUGUUGUUAGAGGCAAACAAAUAUCUUACAGAAGAUGAACUAAAUAAUUACAUUAAGCCUACCAUUGAAUUUAUUUUUGGACUCAGAUUAUCUACGGGUAAUUAUCCAUCGAGUUUACGCAAUUACAGAGACAUUUUAGUUCAUUGGUGUCACGGAAGUCCCGGUGCCGUACAUUUGUUUGCAUUGGCUUAUCGGGUGUUCAAUGAAGACAAAUACCUAAUGGCAGCCAAAGAUUGUUGUGAAUGUAUUUGGAAGAGAGGACUCUUAACUAAAGGUUAUGGCUUAUGUCACGGAGUGGCUGGAAAUGGAUAUGCAUUUCUUAGAUUAUAUCAACUGACUAAUGAUGUCAAGUAUUACUAUAGAGCUGUUAAGUUUGGGCUCUGGUGUGGUCGGUAUGGAGAACAUGGAUGUCGUACACCUGACCGACCAUUUUCUUUGUUUGAGGGAAUGGCCGGAACUAUAUAUUAUUUGUCAGAUUUAUUGAAACCUAAUGAAAGCCUUUUUCCUGGUUUUCAAUUGUCAUAAAUGUGUAUAAAGUUUUACAAAUUAUUUAUAUCAGACGUUAAUUAAU
Oppia nitens is the source of this 1438-nucleotide messenger RNA. Its product is annotated as lanC-like protein 2. Gene Ontology annotation, cellular component: plasma membrane. The coding region runs from base 169 to 1392 and encodes 407 amino acids. The transcript is spliced from 2 exons. NCBI's taxonomy places the organism in Eukaryota, Metazoa, Arthropoda, Arachnida, Sarcoptiformes, Oppiidae. The record is from RefSeq and is a predicted model, not a curated record. Gene Ontology annotation, biological process: carbohydrate metabolic process; peptide modification.